This is a messenger RNA of Zasmidium cellare ATCC 36951, 1119 nucleotides long. RefSeq lists its product as uncharacterized. Gene Ontology annotation, molecular function: oxidoreductase activity. The coding region runs from base 1 to 1119 and encodes 372 amino acids. Lineage: Eukaryota; Fungi; Ascomycota; Dothideomycetes; Mycosphaerellales; Mycosphaerellaceae. The record is from RefSeq and is a predicted model, not a curated record. The transcript has a single exon.
AUGGGUUCAAUCGGUGACACUCCAAUUGCUACGAAGGGAAAAUUCAUUGUACCGGUAUUCGAUGGCGAACCACAUUCGGAUCCUUUCACGAGGCCAUAUGGCGCUCCCCCGAAGCCAAAAGCCUCUGCGUCCGUCACAUUCCCUCUCGUCGACUUCAGGAGCCAAGUCUUCACGGCAGCUCCAGGGGGCGACUACAAUGGAGAUGAAGCAUUCAUGAGAUCCCAUGGCUUCACAGCUGUAAAGCACGUCUCUUCCAUCAAAGACAUCGAGGGAUUCAGAGACGCAGACACAAUGAACGAUGUAUACUAUGCCGAGAUGGAAGACCUAGUCAAGCGAGUGACUGGGUGCAAGUUCGUGGUCAUCAACAACAGUACUUGUCGAGGAGGCGCACCACCCACUAAUCUUGAUGAGAUGAAGGCUUUCCGGGUCGGCAUGUUGACUAAAGAUCAGCAAGCGGAGGUUGACAUGAAGAAGACAUUCCACAAGCCAGGUCCGCCUUUGCAGCCGAUUCGCAUGCCGCACUGCGACUCGACGGCGUUGGGUGGGCGGCAGAGUGUGCGGAGCAUGAAGGAGGAAGUGACCGAACUCGCGGAGAAGUGUGGAAUCCUGGCCACGGAGGAGGCAAUCUGUGCCAAGGCAGCUCUUCACGCUGAAGGUAAAGGAGAUCGAGAGGCCUUCGAGGAAGAGUACAACGACCAUGUCUCGGGCAAGCUGGGUCCCAGAUAUGCCGCCUUUUCCAUUUGGAGGCCGAUGAAAACAGUGACGAGAGAUCCGCUCGCAAUGGCACCGUGGAGCCACGCAAGCCAGCAUGGAGACUUCGUGGUAGAGCCGUAUGAUAAUCGUGUUGCCGGCUACAAAGGCGACUGGAAGAAGGAAUUCGCCAUGCUCAAAGUCCGACCAGAGGCUACCAAGAACGAGGGCGAGAAGGAUCUGAAGUUCUAUUAUGUGUCGAAUAUGGAGCCUGACGAGGUGUUGUUCGUCAAGUUGUUCGAUACGGCUGGAGUGGGGAGCCAGGCGAAGGAGGAGGUGGGAUGCCUGCACGGAAGUCCAGAUCUCGGCGAUGUAGCGUAUGGAGAGACGAGGGAGAGUGUUGAAGUUCGAUGCAUGGCGUUUUGGUAG